UCCAGGACCGGAGGAGACCUCAGGUUGAAGCCUUCCUUACACUGACUAUGAGACCAAUCCUUAUGUCAGGCCAGAGCAGUUCAAAAGAAGACACGUCGCCAACAAGAUUUCUGCCUUACCUGAUGGAUUUGACUCUGGGUCAGCAGAAGAGACACAGCCCAGCACCAACAAGGUGUCAAGUACUGAGGGGACUCCCCCAGAAACCCACGCGAGAUUUUUUGCUGGGAAGCCCAGAUGGGCGUGGCCGGAAGUGCUCACCCUGACUUCCGCUACAUGCGCAGUGGAGCCUGAGUUCGUUUGAGACGUGGAGAGGUGUGGUCUCACACCAGCAAAGGAGGAGUGCCAGGAGUGGACAGUUGUCAAGGGUGACAUCUUCAUCAACCCAACUGCUUGCACCUAACUCUUGCCUGCCAUCUCUGACCAGUGUCACCAUGCCUAGAGGUCAGAAGAGUAAGCUCCGUGCCCGUGAGAAACGCCGCCAGGCCCGCUAUGAGACCCAGGCUCUGAAGGAGGCUCAGGCUACCGCAGCAGCAGCAGGAGAGUCCCCCUCUGCCUGUGCUCUCUCUGGGGGUAGACCUGCUGCUGCAACUCCUAGGCGUCCUCAGGGAGCCGCAUCUUCCACUGGUGCCAAUGCAGCUCUUUCAGGCACUGAUUCAGAUGAAGGUGCCAGAAGCCAAGAUGAGGGAAGCCCCAGAUCAUCGAAGGGCUCUGAGGUCUCACACAGAGACCCACUAAACAAGAAGGUAGUUUUGCUGGUGCAGUUCCUGCUGCAGAAGUAUCAAAAGAGAGAGCCAAUUUCAAAGGCAGACAUGCUGAAGUUUGCCAUCAAAAAGUACAGGCAUCAGUUCAAUGAGAUCCUCAAGAGAGCCUCCGAGCAUAUGGAGCUGGCCUUCGGGCUUGAUCUGAAGGAAGUGGAUCCCAUCCGCCACUGCUACACCCUGGUCAACAAGCUAGACCUCACCGAUGGCUCGAUGCACGAGGACGAAAACAUGCCCAAGACCGGCCUCCUGAUGAUCGUGCUGGGUGUGAUUUUCAUGAAAGGCAACUGCGCCCCUGAGGAGGAAGUCUGGGAAGUCCUGAAUAUGAUGGGCGUCUAUGCGGAAAGGAAGCACUUCAUCUACGGGGAGCCCAAGAAGGUCAUCACCCAAGAUUUGGUGCAGCUGCAGUACCUCCAGUACCGCCAGGUGGCCGACAGUGAUCCUCCACGCUUCGAGUUCCUGUGGGGCCAGCGAGCUUACGCUGAGACCAGCAAGAUGAGAGUCCUGGAGUUUCUGGCCAAGAUCCAUGAUACUGUCCCCAGCGCCUUCCCGUCGUGGUAUGAAGAGGCUUUGAGAGAUGAGGAAGAGCGAGCCCGAGCCCGAGCUGCCGCCAGGGCUCGCACCGCUGCCAUGGCCAGCGCACGUGCCAGGGCCUUGGCCAGCAGCUUCUCCCACCCUAAGUGAUGUCUUUGACCGGUUGACCAGGUUUUAUAUCCAAUGUUGAAGUUUGAAGCAGAUUCUUUUCUCUGUGGAACGAAAAAGCAGUCUACAUUUUAAGUAACCGACAGCCAGGGUGGAUCUAGAAGAAACACAGUG
Molecule: messenger RNA, 1574 nt
Organism: Lontra canadensis (Northern American river otter)
Lineage: Eukaryota; Metazoa; Chordata; Mammalia; Carnivora; Mustelidae
Product: melanoma-associated antigen B18-like
Exons: 5
Coding region: 432-1442 (336 amino acids)
Biological process (GO): negative regulation of transcription by RNA polymerase II
Cellular component (GO): nucleus
Source: RefSeq, a predicted model, not a curated record